AUGAAGAUGAAAGUAGAUGAUUUGUUAUGUCGGGUGUUAUCAGUUGGCAAAGAAGGUGGAGGAUUGAGUAAAAAUGUACGAGAAGAAGAACUACUUGCCUUAUGCAUGAAAGCUCGAGAGACAUUUUUGAGCCAAUCCUCAUUUAUCGAGAUUGAACCACCGGUAAGGAUUUGCGGAGAUACUCAUGGACAAUAUGGUGAUUUACUGCGACUAUUUCAUCGCGGUGGCUUUCCACCCCAGUCAAAUUACCUCUUUCUCGGUGAUUAUAUAGAUCGUGGCCCACAGAAUCUUGAAGUGAUAUGUCUUUUGUUUUGCUACAAAGUUAAAUAUCCAAACAAUUUCUUCUUACUUCGAGGUAAUCACGAAUGUAAUACAGUUAACCGAGUUUACGGUUUUUAUGAUGAAUGCAUGCGACGUUACAACUCAACCCGUCUAUGGCAACAGUUUCAGGAUGUAUUUGCUGUCAUGCCUUUAUGUGGAUGCGUAGGCAAUCGGAUAUUGUGCAUGCAUGGAGGUCUAUCACCUCAGCUGAAAGAUUUCAAUCAGUUACGCAAUCUGCCACGUCCGUUAGAACCGACUAGUCCAUCGUUAGAAAUGGAUCUACUCUGGGCAGACCCAGUUGUAGGUAUUCAAGGUUUCGAACCCAAUUUACGUGGUGCUUCAUAUGGUUUUGGUGAAGAUGUAGUUAUUGAUAUUUGCAAAAAAUUGGAUAUCGACAUGGUCGCUCGAGCUCAUCAAGUCGUCCAAGAUGGAUACGAAUUUUUCGGUAACCGCCGCCUAGUAACAGUGUUUUCCGCUCCCCAUUAUUGCGGACAGUUUGAUAAUGCAGCUGCGAGCAUGAUUGUGGACGAAAAUCUUGUUUGCUCAUUUCAGAUUCUUCGACCACAAGUAGUGCCUGGACAAACACGACUCAUCAAAACUAUACGCAAAAAGAAUGAAAAAUUGGAACCGACUACAUAA
This is a messenger RNA of Thelazia callipaeda (thelaziosis nematode), 960 nucleotides long. NCBI's taxonomy places the organism in Eukaryota, Metazoa, Nematoda, Chromadorea, Rhabditida, Thelaziidae. The record is from the annotation of a GenBank genome assembly.